This is a messenger RNA of Harmonia axyridis, 547 nucleotides long. RefSeq names its product 60S acidic ribosomal protein P2-like. Gene Ontology annotation, biological process: cytoplasmic translational elongation. The record is from RefSeq and is a predicted model, not a curated record. Lineage: Eukaryota; Metazoa; Arthropoda; Insecta; Coleoptera; Coccinellidae. Gene Ontology annotation, molecular function: structural constituent of ribosome. The coding region runs from base 152 to 493 and encodes 113 amino acids. The transcript has 4 exons. Gene Ontology annotation, cellular component: ribosome; cytosolic large ribosomal subunit.
AUCUUGCUUCGAAAUAUUUCAAAGAAGAAGAAAACUUUGACAGUAGGUUCGAUGGAUCAAAUUUUAUGAUACCUGGAAUAACCUCCAACUCUGCCAUUCUCCUUCACCUCUCGUUUUCAGUAGUACUCGUUUCGUGUCCAACGACUUAAAAAUGCGUUACGUGGCUGCUUACCUUUUGGCCUCUUAUGGCGGAAAAGUUAAUCCAACUGCUUCAGAUUUGGAAAAGAUAUUGAGCUCUGUUGGUAUUGAAUGCGACCUAGCUAAGGUCAAAAAAGUUAUUGACGAGCUUAAUGGAAAGUCCAUUGAUGAAUUAAUUGCACAAGGACAGGGUAAACUUGCUAGUGUACCUUCUGGUGGUGCUGUUGCUGCUCCCACAGCUGCGUCCGGUGGUGCUGCAGCCCCAGCUGCUGAAGAAAAGAAAGAAGAGAAAAAGAAGGAAGAACCUGCAGAAUCAGAGUCUGAUGAUGACAUGGGCUUUGGUCUCUUCGACUAAGCUUAAGAACAAUCAUGUUUUCAAGUUUUUAAAUAAAUAAAUAAAACCCUUAAA